CCAGGAACGUAUUCUCAAGUACCUUACCUAAGCCACCCUAGCAAGUACCUCGCUCUCAUCCAUCUCGAUGAUCCAGGAUGAGCCAGGACAGGCACAUUGAGCGGUCUGCAGUGGACUUUCCGCGCUUUCCAUGGCUGGCCACCACCCAUGACGCCCUUCAAACCCACUGUCCUUCAGUGGGCCGUAGCACCUGCCCGCUGGGGUUCUGGGAAUGGCGGUACCUAUUCGAAUGAAUACACGGCAGGUACGUACGGAGUGGAUCACUCGCUCGCCCUGCGGUCUGCCCACAGGUGAGGCACCAGCGAUGGCGGCCAUGGCAGCGAUGCUCCUUUCUGCCCAGCCCGUCAAAUUCGUAAUGCCUGUCGCUCUGCCUUCUUUUCCCACUUAUUCAAUAAAAUUGCCCGACAUUUCCAACAUUCACUUCCUAUCCAGGCUCUCCGUGAGGGAUUCCCCUGGACAAGAAACAGCUCGAGACACCAGGCACCGCGAGCGCCGACCUCAUUUCAUGUUUCAACUCUGUCCAGACCCUUCCCGCGUGGGAUCUUCCCGUUCGUCUUUGCGGCUCAAUCCAUGCCAUUCGUCCGUCCGUCGUCCUUCACCUAUCUCAUCCGAGAAGCCGCACUUUGGUUUGUGUCUUCGUACUCUUCCGCUUCUCACCAAUGUCGGUUUUCGUGUAAUAACAGAGUACACCCACAUUAUGCACUAAACCGCCUCACAUCUUCUGCAUCUCCCCCUUCCAGGCGCAUGGCACUAUCUCCUCCCGUCUUGUUGCCGGCCUACGCCCACAAACAUCCACAAUGUUAAUCAAGCCC
This is a messenger RNA of Colletotrichum phormii, 812 nucleotides long. RefSeq lists its product as uncharacterized. NCBI's taxonomy places the organism in Eukaryota, Fungi, Ascomycota, Sordariomycetes, Glomerellales, Glomerellaceae. Bases 212 to 706 code for a protein of 164 amino acids. The record is from RefSeq and is a predicted model, not a curated record. The transcript has a single exon.